CAAGAGGGUCACAGGAACCACAACAUGGACCCUGCUGUCGUUGGUAGUUCCCAGUUCGACAUCGUCUUCAAGACUUCACUCCCCGGUCGAUACAUCGGAGCAACCGAGCAGAUCUUCUCACAACCUCUCGUCUACACUCCAUCUGGCGGCACCACGCAGUACGUGUUUCUCGCGACGACACAGAACAACAUCUACAAGCUCGACGCAAAGACAGGCGAGAUUCUAGCCUCGCGAAAACUCCACAUUCCUUUCCUGACGGCCGAUCUCGACGGCUGUGUCGACGUGAACCCGACAGUUGGCGUGACUGCGACGGGCGUCAUCGAUCCUUCGACUGAUACUUGGUAUCUUACGGCAAAGACGUACAUUGAUCAGACGGCUGGACAGGUCGCGCAGGGAAGGCCGGCUGGUCGAUACUACGUUCAUGCUAUCAACGUCAACGAUCUCACCGAGAGGCCAAAUUUUCCAAUAAACCUCGAAGGUCUGAUUGCUAACAACAACCCCGAACGAAUGUUUACAGGUGGCAUUCACCACCAGCGCCCCGGAUUGCUCCACACGGGGCAGUACGUCUAUGCGGGUUUCGCCUCCCACUGCGUUCAGUACAACUUCACAGGCUGGAUCAUUGGUUGGGACAAGACAACUGGCAAGAUUGUUGAGAAGUGGGCAGCGGAGGGCAAGGGUGUCCCCAACACCAUCCAAGGCGCUGGUGUCUGGAUGUCUGGAGGUGGUCUUGCGUCCGACAAUGCUGGAUCCAUGUUUUUUGCCAGUGGAAACGGCUAUGCUUCCCAACUCUCGACGAUCCCUGUCAAUGGCUUCACGCCGCCUACGGCCAUGGAACAAGCAGCGGUUCACAUGUCGAUCAACGACGAUGGUUCACUCAGCGUGAUUGACUUUUUCAUGCCAUUCGAGAAGCAGGAGCUGGAUGGUGCAGAUAAGGAUUUGGGAACGAGUCCUCUGGAACUUCUGCCAAGUCAAUUCUCGUGUGGCGAUGUCAAACGAAUGGGCGUCGUGACGGGAAAGUCAGGCAAGACGUACUGGCUCAACCUCGAUGAUCUUGGUGGAUAUCGAAAUGGGCCGAAUAGCAAGGAUAGAGUGCUUCAGACGUUUCAGAACGAGAACUCUGUCUACGCUGGAGCUGGUGUUUAUCCCCUUGAGGGCGGCUACAUCUACAUCAACGUCAUUCAAUAUCCUACGCAUGUCUUCAAGUUCUCAUGCACCAACGGCGUUCCUUACUUCACAAAGGUUGCUGACAGUCCGACCAAGAAUGCCUACAUCUUGGGCGUAAGCCACGGAACAACCACAUCCUUGAACGGACAGCCAGGCACGGGUCUGCUUUGGGUGUCUGACGUUCAAAACACCAACUUCAAGGUCUACGACGCUGUUCCGAAGGAUGGAUACUUGAAUGUCAUCAGGAACUUUACCAUUGUUGGUAUCACCAAAUUCAGCAGGCCAGUCUUUGGCGACGGAAUGGCCUACAUCGGAACGACGGUCGGUUACUUUUACGGCCUUGGUGCUACGAACAAGGUGCCUCUCAACUGCACGUCACCUAUUGACUUUGGAACUGCCGACUUUCAAGACGUUACAAAUCCGCAGACGGUGAACUGCACGGCGUCAUUUGACAUGACCAUCAACAGCAUCGAUCUCGCGGAUGGCACCAACUACAACAUCUCGACGGUGCCUACUCUACCAUUGACUCUUACCAAGGGAAAGUCGUUUUCUUUCAAGGCCCAGUUCUUCCCCAAGAGCAUUGGUCGACUUGGUGGAACUGUCAACAUUCAAACCACCGGCGUUACGGAUGAUUCGUACAGCAAGACGACUAGAGUUCGGCUGACGGGAGUCGGCAAGAGUACCAGUGCCUUGCUCUCCGUCAAUCCAAAGUCUGUCACAUUUGCUGGGCUGGUUACAGGGACGGACCCCGAUCGAGAGACUGUUCUGUUAUCCAACGAUGGAACCAAUCAACUCCAGGUGUCAGCCGUGUUGUUCUCAAACACAUCGGCCGAUGGACCUUUUGACACCUGGACCGGCAUUGGAAGUCUCAAGGUUGGCAAGUUUUCGUUGACAGACAUCCCAGCCACCAUUGACGGGGGUAUCUCGACUGCCGUUUCCAUCAGACCUGAUACAUCUUCUGCUGGCAAUUUCCAAGGAUGGGUCAAGUUUGUUACGACUGGAGGGAACGGAACUGUCUACAUGGCAGCAUCAGCAGGUGAUCCAGCAUCAGCCCUGCUCGAGUUUCAGACACCGGAUGGUUCUGGUUGGGUGACCUACGAAUCUGGCAAGCCCUUUACCUUUGGCAAUGUCACAGAGAACACUUCGAGAUCUUUAAAGUUCAGAGUCACCAAUAACGUCGCAGCAGGCGGUGUCAAACUCUCUCUCACCGUGUCCAAACCUCCCUUCGGAGUUGCUGGUAUUAUCCGGGCUGCCAACCAGAUUGAUCUGGCUGAGGGAACUCUGCUCGCACCAGGACAGAGUCAGACAGCAGUGCUCACCUGUACUGUCCCCAAGAGUCAGUGGAACUUGGAGCCCUACAACGGAACGGCGCAGUGGACCAUGAACACCAACGAUCCUACCUGGGAUAAGCAGUUUGUCCAAUUCUUCUGCAACGCCGUGACAGAGCAAGCCGCUCCUCUUCUUCCCAAUGGCCUCGGUCAGUACCGUUACGUGGGGUGCUUCAAAGAGAACAACCCCGGUCGUCAGUUGUCCAACCUCUUGUACGGCGAUGAGACAAAUACCAACAAGAUGUGCAUCAACGCCUGCGGACAGAAGGGCUCGACAUUCUGCGGAACACAGUACCGUCGGGAGUGCUGGAGCGGAAAUAAGAUACCCAACCUCAAGGUCGACGACAAGAACUGCAACUUUGACUGUUCUGGCGACUUGAACCAGAUUUGUGGCGGCAACGGUAUCGAUGGCGCUGGUGCUUACAUCAGUCUGUUUGCUGAUACGCUGUCAUGGGACGGUAGCUUUGGGACUAUUGGUGGUGUCGAUGGUCCCAAGGGCCCUUUUGUGAACCCUGGAGUUUACGGAUACAACAGUAUCGGCUGCUAUACUGAAGCUACUACCGGUCGAGCACUCAGAACUGGUAAGGGUGUAGACUCGCCCACAGUUGCCAACUGUGUCCAAGCUUGCAAGGCUGGAAGCUUCACAUAUGCCGGAGUUGAGUACGGUGGAGAGGCAAGUGCUAACAAUGUCCAGUGCUACUGUGGCAACGACUUCUCUGCUGGGUCUGUUCCUGCUCCUAUCGGGGAGUGUGCCAUGCUCUGCAACGGUAACACGACUGAGUUUUGUGGUGGUCCCAACCGUUUGAAUGUUUACCAGUUCAAUGCACCUGUGAGCAGUUCAUCGUCGACGUCUAGCUCCACCACGAGCAGCAGUACCGUUUCAACAUCCGCUUCGUCCUCACUCUCGACGGCCUCAUCUUCCUCGAACGUAGUGUCGAGCUCCAGUACUGCUGCUUCCAUAAGCUCGUCGACUAGCAGUUCCAGUUCGACUACCACCUCUUCCAGCUCAACGACGAGUAGCUCCACCUCAACUACCAGCAGCACGACAACAACCUCCUCAACCACAAGUUCCAGUGCCAAGGCCACUCCCACUGGGCCGCAAAUAUCUGACAAGAUCGGAAACUGGGACUUCCAGGGCUGUUGGACGGAAGCCUCCAGCAUGCGAGCCCUCAGCCAGAAGGCCUAUGCUAAGGACGACAUGACGCUCGACAACUGUGCUUCCUUCUGUGAUGGCUUCGGUUACUUUGGAGCGGAGUAUGGACGCGAGUGCUAUUGUGGAAACUUCCUUAACUCGGGCAGUGUGAAGGCCGACAACCAAAAGGACUGCUCAUUCACCUGCCCUGGAGACAAGACCCAGUACUGUGGUGCUGGUAACAGGCUUCAGCUUUAUCGAAACGCUGCCCUGCCGACUACCACUUCAAGUACCACUUCAAGCACCACUCUCAGCACCAGAAGCAGUACUACAACAACCAAGGCAGCUACUCCCACUGUCGUGGCCGGAAACAAGAACUUUACCAUGUACAACUGCGUCUCCGAACCCUCCAACGGCCGCAUCCUCCCACGACAGAUGCUCAACGACGGCGACGGUAUGACCAUCGAUGUUUGCCUCGAAAAGUGCUGGAUGUUCAAGUACGCCGGUGUCGAAUACGGCCGAGAGUGCUGGUGUGGUGAUACUCUCAACUUGGCGGGCAACACGGGCGCUACUCCCGGAAAGAACGUCACCAUGGACGACUGCAACUUCAAGUGUCCUGGAGAUACGCUCACUUUCUGCGGAGCGGGAUCAAGGAUGAACUUGUACAUAAAUAACUCUACGGCGUUAUCGGAGAUUAGAAGGCGGCGAAGGCGUCAUUGGGCAAGUCCUUUACGGAACUUGACAUAG
Messenger RNA from Fusarium vanettenii 77-13-4, 4371 nucleotides. RefSeq lists its product as uncharacterized. The transcript has 5 exons. The annotation marks the transcript as partial. The record is from RefSeq and is a predicted model, not a curated record. Lineage: Eukaryota; Fungi; Ascomycota; Sordariomycetes; Hypocreales; Nectriaceae.